CCGAUUUGCGCAUAUUCCUGUGAAGGGGUUCAACAACGAGGUCAAGAACAUCAUCUGUCCGGGCGAGAGGACCAAGACACACCCCAAUGUCACCGCCACCAUCUGCUGGAAUCAAGGGACGUACGAGUUUGCCCAGGGCGACUACGACAAGGCUCGGGUGUGCUAUACACGCACGGUGAUGCGAGCUGAGCAGGAUGGGAAUGAUGUCAAUGAGAUGGAUACGGCCAGGUAUGCGUUGGCACAUAUGCUAUACAACGGCAUGGUAGGUGAGAAGGAGCUUGCAGACUACACGGACGCAUACAACUACCUGAAGUGUACUUCGUCGGAGUGUGUGGAGUGUCAGUUGAAGUUGGCGUACUACUUCUACGAGAUCAAGCGCGACGAUCCCUUGGCGGAGUUUAAAGACCCAACUACAGGUGAGACGGGCGGGCUCAAGGUGGG
This is a messenger RNA of Sphaeroforma arctica JP610, 441 nucleotides long. RefSeq lists its product as hypothetical. The record is from RefSeq and is a predicted model, not a curated record. Lineage: Eukaryota; Ichthyosporea; Ichthyophonida. The transcript has a single exon. The annotation marks the transcript as partial.